This is a messenger RNA of Meloidogyne enterolobii, 579 nucleotides long. NCBI's taxonomy places the organism in Eukaryota, Metazoa, Nematoda, Chromadorea, Rhabditida, Meloidogynidae. The record is from the annotation of a GenBank genome assembly.
AUGGAUCACGCGGUGAAACUUUGGCAUAUUGGCCCUGGCACUGAAGUGGGUGAAGCCAUUCAAACAUCGAUAACAAAAAGCAAACCUGCCUCACAAUUUCCAACAGAAUUGCAUUUUCCUAUUUGUAAUUCAAGAGAUUUACAUACAAAUUAUGUUGAUUGUGUUCGAAUUAUGGGGGAUUUUAUAUUUUCAAAGUCAAGUGAAGAUUGUAUUACAUUAUGGAAAUUUGGCACAUUUGAAGAAGGGAUUUGUGGUAAAGGUUCACUGAAAUGCCCGGAAACUUUUGCUUCACACACUGUUAUAAUGAAAAUGCCAAAUACAGAAAUGUGGUUUAUUAAAAUGGCUAUUGAUCCACAUCGAAAGUUUCUCGCUUGUGGAAGUCAACAAGGUGAAAUUAGAUUAUGGAGAUUAAAUGCAAAUAGAUUGCCUUUAGCAGAAAGUGAUUAUCUUCUUGUUCCAAGCAAUAAGGAAUUGAAAGGAUGUAUUCGUCAAAUAGCUUUCAGCCCCGAUGGAAAAUUAAUGAUGGCUGUUGGCGAUUGGGGAUUGGUAAUUCGUUUUGAUCUCAAUCCAGAUUUUUAA